UUUACACAUUUACAUGGGAGGCAAUCCUAUAUCCAUUAUAAAAACUUUUGAUAUAAUAUAUUUGGUGACCAUUUUUUUAUAAAAAAAUUAAGGUUAAAACAUGAAAGUAAUUUUAUUUAACAUUAAUAAUUUAUUUCUUACUCCGUAAUUCGGUAAUUUAUUAUACACAUGAACCCAUUUCUUUUUUAUUUAUCUUGGAUUAGGCACACCAACUUUUUUGCAAAAUAAUUUCUGUGCAUUUGGAUAUGAAAAUUUAAGUAAAAGAAAAUAUUCUUUUCUUCCUUCGUCAACCUUUCCUCAAAUGGUAGAAUAGUGGGAUCCAAUCAGACAGCCUACAACUUAAAAAUGGCGAUUUCUUAAAUUAAAUUUAGAAACCCAGAUAACUUUCUUCUAUACGAAACGUUUCCCAACAAAUCGGUGCAAAUUUCAAACUUGCUACAGUAUUGGUUUCUUUAGUUUACAUGCCUGGCAUUGAAUUACAGUAUGCUGCCAUGUUCAAUUCUCUUGAAGUAUAUUCGUCUGAUUUCGAUAUUGCCUUGUAAUCCUUUGUUCUUGUUUAUCCUAUGCCUUUACUUUACAUUCGUAUGAACUCUGAUGUGUGAUGUGUAAAUAGUGUUUUGUUUAAUAUUGGUUCUGUAAUAUGGAAGGUAUCAUUGGUCUGAUAACAGAUGUCUGUUGGAUAUGUCAUGGAUCAUGAUAGUAAAAAGGCUCCUGAAUUAAGACAGGUUAUAGCUGCUACUGUGUCUAGCGAUCCUGUGAAAUACUCUGAAGCUUUUCUUGGGAAAACUAAUGAAGAAUAUUGCGCAUGGAUUCUUGAUUCAGAGAAAUGGGGAGGUUAUAGCUGCUACUGUGUCUAGCGAUCCAAUGAAAUACUCUGAAGCUUUUCUUGGGAAAACUAAUGAAGAAUAUUGCGCAUGGAUUCUUGAUUUGGAGAAAUGGGGAGGGUCUACAAUGGUGGAGCUAUCUGACUUCCUGACUGCAAUUUGGGCUCCAUUAAGCGCUCUUUCUCUCUUCAUUGUCCUGAAUUCUUUAAACCUUGUUUUAUCAAGUAACACCAAUCAUUGUAAUGUCCAGACACCAUUUGGCUCCAUUUUUUGCACCAGAACAAAUGUUGCACCAUGGCUCAUGUUUUCCACUUCUGCAAUUAUUUUUAGCUGACACCUUUCGAAAGAUCAGCUGACUUUUACAACUGUGCGUUAUUUGCUUGAACACUGCUAGAUGCACAAGUUCCUUUUGAAAUAAAUGCUUCCAUUGCUCUCUUAUUGGUCAACCAUCUGGGCAUUGGUUACUUGCCAAUUUUAACUGUUGCAAAUUCUGGCUCCAAUCUAAUUCUGUUGCUCUAACAGUCUAACAAAAAGAAAAGAAAAGUAAUACUACUACUACAUUCUAUAAUAACUGUGUCAGAUGUGAGUCUGGUUUUGGUCAUUUGCUAAGCUUAGACUUUUGCUAUUUUUAUCUAAUAUAUAAUAUUCCAUGCUUCUUAAACAUUCAUCUAUGUUGCAGUUUAGAACUUUAGGUCCUGAUUAGAUAUGUCAGAACUCAGAUUACAUAUCUCUCGUAUAUACUACUAGUAUAAGACUAGUGAAUUUAUGUGCUAUAGUUGAGUAAAUUUUGAAACCAGUAUAUCUGUAUAUGUCAACAAAGAUGAGGUAUGUAAUUAAUAAGAAUGUUUGCUUUUACAAUUGGAAAAUCUAUACUUAGUAUUUAAAAACAAAAACCAUCAUCCCUAUAAUGCCACAUGUACAUUUCAUUUUUUUUCUCUACAAUGCCACAUGUCACUUCAUUUAAUCUUUCUUUUUUUAAUCCCUUUUUUCAUAUGAAAAAAAAAACUUUAAUUCAAUACAUGUAUAAAUUAUUGAAUGUUAUUUGGUUCACUUUCCUCCAGAUUAAUUUCAAUUACAAUUGCAUUCAAUUUUUACUUCUUCUUCUCCUUUAUAAACUAUUCAUUUGACAAUAUAAAUGUAUUAAAAAAUAAUUAUUUAUAUAUUAUACCUAUAAAUAAACCGUGCAUUGCACGGGCCAGAAGGCUAGUUUGAUUUAAAUAAUCCAACCUUUGACGUAUUUAUUUUUAAUAAUCCAACCUUUUGAUUAUUCCACAAUAAUCCAAGCUUUAGGGGGUGUCUUAUUUUAUUAGGCCAAAAUGACCUUCUACCUGUUCUUUAGGUAAUUUUUUUUUUCUUCCAAUUUUUUAACCAAAAAAAAAUUUAAAAAAAAAAACCCAAAUCACAGCCACCGACCUUCCCCUUCAUCUUCUCCGACCACCCGCACCCGAUCCGCACAUCUCUUCCCCUCACCCCAAUGCAAGUGUUCAUGGAUUUCUUUCUUUAAAGUAUAGCCAUUAAUUGAUUACUUCUAUAAAAAUUCCCAAUAUAACCCAAAUUUCUUCUCUCCCAUAAUAACCAACCUUCAAGUCAUUUUUCUCAAGAUUCAAUUUUU
Molecule: messenger RNA, 2436 nt
Organism: Chenopodium quinoa (quinoa)
Lineage: Eukaryota; Viridiplantae; Streptophyta; Magnoliopsida; Caryophyllales; Amaranthaceae
Exons: 5
Coding region: 790-1158 (122 amino acids)
Biological process (GO): protein deubiquitination; endoplasmic reticulum unfolded protein response
Cellular component (GO): nucleus; cytosol
Molecular function (GO): cysteine-type deubiquitinase activity
Source: RefSeq, a predicted model, not a curated record